This is a messenger RNA of Pieris brassicae (large cabbage white), 1468 nucleotides long. Its product is annotated as aldo-keto reductase AKR2E4-like. Lineage: Eukaryota; Metazoa; Arthropoda; Insecta; Lepidoptera; Pieridae. The record is from RefSeq and is a predicted model, not a curated record. Bases 416 to 1336 code for a protein of 306 amino acids. Gene Ontology annotation, molecular function: oxidoreductase activity. The transcript has 9 exons.
CACUAUCCCACGACUAAUACGAUUAUGACGGAAUAAAAUAUAUAAUAUACAAAAUAUCGCUACUGUGAACUCAUGGCCAACGUAAAACAUGUCGGAGAAAUCGCUAGUAACGUCUUUGUUAUCUCUGGGGCAUCUGUGCAACAGGUGUUUGGUAUCGAAGAUCUUGGCCUUCGUAUAAAGAAAUCGAGUUGAAGAACACUUGAGUUGGUCGGCCCUCGUAAGACUUUAAGUAGGCCAACUGUAUGAACGAGUUAACGAGUUUUUGACUUAACAAGAACUUUCAGACAGAGACAAUAGAAUAGAAGCCCCGAACCCGAUUCAUUUUGGAUUUUAUUGCUUAUAUUUCGGGGAAUUACAAAUAUGCGACACUGAUGGCGGAAAAGCACCAAGGAUACCAUUGAAUGAUGGCAGCUUUAUGCCUGCUAUUGGAUUGGGGACGUUUCUUGGCUUUGACGAAAACGGACAAAAAGAAGUAAGAGAAGAAGAAGUGGAGAAACCUGUGACUUGGGCUCUUAAUGCUGGAUACAGAAUGAUAGACACAGCCUCCGCCUACCAUAAUGAAGAACAAGUUGGAAGAGGAAUCCUCAAAUCGAAUGUACCCAGGGAAGAGGUCUUUAUUGUUACUAAGCUCGGUUUGAAUGAACAAAGAGAUGUUGUACAAUCCUUAAGAGGUUCGCUGAAACGUCUUAACACUUCGUACGUAGAUUUGUAUCUGAUACACAAUCCAGUUGCAUUAAAGCCCGACGACAGUGGCUUUGAUAUCAUAGACUAUUUAGACACUUGGAAGGGCAUGGAGGAGGCGAAACGCCUCGGCCUUGCCAAGUCCAUAGGUAUUUCUAACUUCAACAUAAGUCAGAUGGAGCGUCUUUUAUCCAAUUGUGAGACACGACCAGCAGUUCUGCAGGUUGAAGUAAACCUAAAUUUGGCCCAAAAUAAACUCCAGGAAUUUACAAAAAAAGAAAAUAUCGCGUUAAUGGCGUACACACCAUUUGGUUCGCUAUUCGACAAGACUGGUGUACCGCCUCCGCCCAGGAUUGAUGACGCUACAAUGGUGGAACUGGCCAAUAAGUAUAAGAAGAAAGUACCCCAAAUUGCGCUACGGUAUUUGGUACAACGAGGUAUUUCGCCCAUACCAAAGUCAGUACGUAAAGAGAAAAUCGAAGAAAAUAUCGACAUAUUUGAUUUUGAACUGGCCGAGUCGGAUAUGAUUACUUUGAGUCAAUUCAAUAAAAACUAUCGCGUCGUUUGGCCUAGUUUCUGGCAGGAGCAUCCUUAUUAUCCUUUUGAAAGGAAAGAGAAUCCAGAUAAUAAUUUAUUUAAACCAAAAUCUAAAUAAAUUGAGAUUAAUUUGUCUUUGUACGAUAUUUGAGGAUCCCAUUCCUACAUUUUAAUUAAUAAAUGAUUUAGAGAGAACAAUUUGAUCGACAGGAAAUAUGUUGGAAUUGGGUAAAAUAAAAAUAAAAAAUAC